GUACUUUGGUCUGAGGCCGUCGGGAGCUUUCCCGAGGCAGUUAGCAGAAGCCGCAGCGGCCGCCCCCGCCCGUCUCCUCUGUCCCUGGGCCCGGGAGGGACCAACUUCGCGUCACGCCCCUCAGCGGUGGCCACUCUCUUCUCUGUCGUUGGGUCCGCAUCGUAUUCCCGGAAUCAGACGGUGCCCCAUAGAUGGCCAGCUUUCCCCCGAGGGUCAACGAGAAAGAGAUCGUGAGAUCACGUACUAUAGGUGAACUUUUAGCUCCUGCAGCUCCUUUUGACAAGAAAUGUGGUCGUGAAAAUUGGACUGUUGCUUUUGCUCCAGAUGGUUCAUACUUUGCUUGGUCACAAGGACAUCGCACAGUAAAGCUUGUUCCGUGGUCCCAGUGCCUUCAGAACUUUCUCUUGCAUGGCACCAAGAAUGUUACCAAUUCAAGCAGUUUAAGAUUGCCAAGACAAAAUAGUGAUGGUGGUCAGAAAAAUAAGCCUCGUGAACAUAUUAUAGACUGUGGAGAUAUUGUCUGGAGUCUUGCUUUUGGGUCGUCAGUUCCAGAAAAACAGAGUCGCUGUGUAAAUAUAGAAUGGCAUCGCUUCAGAUUUGGACAAGAUCAGCUACUUCUUGCUACAGGGUUGAACAAUGGGCGUAUCAAAAUAUGGGAUGUAUAUACAGGAAAACUCCUCCUUAACUUGGUAGAUCAUACUGAAGUGGUCAGAGAUUUAACUUUUGCUCCAGAUGGAAGCUUGAUCCUGGUGUCAGCUUCAAGAGACAAAACUCUCAGAGUAUGGGACCUGAAAGAUGAUGGAAACAUGAUGAAAGUAUUGAGGGGGCAUCAGAAUUGGGUGUACAGCUGUGCAUUCUCUCCUGACUCUUCUAUGCUGUGUUCAGUCGGAGCCAGUAAAGCAGUUUUCCUUUGGAAUAUGGAUAAAUACACCAUGAUACGGAAACUAGAAGGACAUCACCAUGAUGUGGUAGCUUGUGACUUUUCUCCUGAUGGAGCAUUACUGGCUACUGCAUCUUAUGAUACUCGAGUAUAUAUCUGGGAUCCACAUAAUGGAGACAUUCUGAUGGAAUUUGGGCACCUGUUUCCCCCACCUACUCCAAUAUUUGCUGGAGGAGCAAAUGACCGGUGGGUACGAUCUGUAUCUUUUAGCCAUGAUGGACUGCAUGUUGCAAGCCUUGCUGAUGAUAAAAUGGUGAGGUUCUGGAGAAUUGAUGAGGAUUAUCCAGUGCAAGUUGCACCUUUGAGCAAUGGUCUUUGCUGUGCCUUCUCUACUGAUGGCAGUGUUUUAGCUGCUGGGACACAUGACGGAAGUGUGUAUUUUUGGGCCACUCCACGGCAGGUCCCUAGCCUGCAACAUUUAUGUCGCAUGUCAGUCCGAAGAGUGAUGCCCACCCAAGAAGUUCAGGAGCUGCCAAUUCCUUCCAAGCUUUUGGAGUUUCUCUCGUAUCGUAUUUAGAAGAUUCUGCCUUCCCUAGUAGUAGGGACUGACAGAAUACACUUAACACAAACCUCAAGCUUUACUGACUUCAAUUAUCUGUUUUUAAAGACAGAAGAUUUAUUUAAUUUGAUAUGUUCUUGUACUGCAUUUUGAUCAGUUGAGCUUUUAAAAUAUUAUUUAUGGACAAUAGAAGUAUUUCUGAACAUAUCAAAUAUAAAUUUUUUUAAAGAUCUAACUGUGAAAACAUACAUACAUGUAUAUAUUUAGAUAUAAGCUGCUAUAUGUUGAAUGGACCCUUUUGCUUUUCUGAUUUUUAGUUCUGACAUGUAUAUAUUGCUUCAGUAGAGCCACAAUAUGUAUCUUUGCUGUAAAGUGCAAGGAAAUUUUAAAUUCUGGGACACUGAGUUAGAUGGUAAAUACUGACUUACGAAAGUUGAAUUGGGUGAGGCGGGCAAAUCACCUGAGGUCAGCAGUUUGAGACUAGCCUGGCAAACAUGAUGAAACCCUGUCUCUACUAAAAAUACAAAAAAAAAAAAAAUUAGCCAGGCGUGGUGGUGCACACCUGUAGUCCUAGCUACUUGGGAGGCUGAGGCAGGAGAAUUGCUUGAACCCAGGAGGUGGAGGUUGCAGUAAGCCAAGAUCACACCACUGCACUCCAACCUGGACAACAGAGCGAGACUCCAUCUCAAAAAAAAAAAAAAAAA
Molecule: messenger RNA, 2143 nt
Organism: Pan troglodytes (chimpanzee)
Lineage: Eukaryota; Metazoa; Chordata; Mammalia; Primates; Hominidae
Gene: WSB1
Product: WD repeat and SOCS box containing 1
Biological process (GO): intracellular signal transduction; protein polyubiquitination
Molecular function (GO): protein binding
Source: RefSeq, marked provisional